GGGUCGGGGCUGCGGCGCGGCAGUGACGCUCCUUCUCGCUGACACCGAGCCGGGCUCCCCUCCGGGCCCCCCCCCCCCCCCCAGCAGCUCCCUGCCAGGUGCCCGGGCCGCUCGCGGCGCGAUGUCGGACGAGUCCCGAGCCGAGCGCUUCCUCUACUUGAUCUCCUGCUUCAGGGCGCGGCUGAAGCGCGCCAUCCGCGUGCAGCCCGUGCUGGACUGGCUGCCCUCGCUGGGCGCCGAGGAGCGGGAGCGGGUGCGGGCGGCGGCGCUGCAGCAGGGCGAGGUGGAGGCGGCGGAGCUGCUGCUGCGCGCCGUGGAGCGGGGGCCCCGCGACUGCUACCGCGAGUUCCUGCAGGCGCUGGAGCACGGCGGCUGCGGCCUGGCCGCCUGCUACGUGAACCCCAGCCUGAGCCAGCUGCCCUCACCGGCAGAGGAGGCCCACCACGACUUGUGCGUGCACUUGGUGCAGCUGCUGCACGGCACGCUGGUGGAUAACAUGCGGGCCGUGCAGGUGGCCGAGAAGUGCCUGCAGAGGGACAUCUUCCAGGUCGAGGACCUGGAACGGAUCCAGACUGUUACUGAAAGUCGUGGGAAUAGAGAUGGUGCAAGGGAGCUGUUAAGUAGAAUAGUUCAGAAGAAGGACUGGUUCUCCCCUUUUUUGGUUGUUUUGCGUGAAACCCAACAUGAAGACCUUGCAGAUGAUUUAAGUGGAAAUACAGGAGGAGUGGAAAAUGGAGAAAAGGGGAUGAAUAACAGGACAAAUGAAGAAACAGAAGUCACAAGGCAAUCAGAACAUGCUGGAGUGGAGGAUUUCAAACAGCAAGAAAAUAUGAAUGACAGUUUAGCCAGUGAGAGCAGUGUUUUGGAAAGAUCUGUUGGAGAGAAUUCUGUAGCUUCAGAGUCUGAUGUCUCUAUAGGAGAUGGAAGUGUCAAUAAUGUGAAUGAAAACCUGGGACAGAGCAGCAGCACAACCAGUGAUUCAGAUGAAGAUGAAGUGAAGAGCAGAGCUUCACCUGAGCCAGAACUGAUCCUGAGAGAUUACCAGAUGGAAGUUGCAAAACCAGCAUUGAAUGGGGAGAAUAUUAUAAUAUGUCUCCCUACAGGCAGUGGUAAAACCAGAGUGGCUGUUUAUAUUACCAAAGAUCAUUUGGAUAAGAAGAGAAGAGCAUCAGAGCCUGGAAAAGUUAUAGUACUUGUUAACAAGGUACCAUUGGUGGAACAGCAUUUACGAAAGGAGUUUCAUCCAUUCCUGAGGCGCUGGUAUCAGGUUAUUGGUUUAAGUGGUGAUUGUCAGCUGAAAAUCUCAUUUCCUGAAGUUGUCAGAAGAAACGAUGUCAUAAUCAGUACAGCACAGAUCCUGGAGAAUUCACUGCUAAAUGCAACUAAAGAAGAAGAGGAAGGUGUCCGUUUAUCAGAUUUUUCACUUAUCAUUAUUGAUGAAUGUCAUCACACUCAAAAGGAAGGUGUCUACAACAAUAUAAUGCGACAUUACUUAAAAGAAAAGAUGAAGAAUGAGAAGCUCGCGAAAGAAAAACUACUCAUUCCACAACCUCAGAUUCUGGGACUUACAGCCUCACCUGGUGUAGGAGGUGCAACAUCCUAUUUGAAAGCUGAAGAACAUAUUCUGAAAAUCUGUGCAAACCUUGAUGCAUGUAGAAUCAUGACUGUUGAAGAGCAUGCCUCCCAACUGAGGAAUCAGGUGAAGGAACCAUAUAAGAAGACUGUGAUUGCAGAUGACAAAAGAAGGGAUCCAUUUAGAGAGAAAAUUAUCGAGAUCAUGACAGAAAUUCAAAAGUAUUGCCAGCUCCAUCCAAAAUUUGAGUUUGGAACUCAGCCAUAUGAACAGUGGGUGAUUAGAGAGGAGAAGAAAGCGGCAAAAGAAGAAAAACGCAAGGAACGUGUCUGCGCAGAACACUUGAAGAAAUACAACGAUGCUUUGCAAAUAAAUGACACUAUUCGAAUGGUUGAUGCAUACAAUCACCUAUGUAACUUUUAUAGGGAGGAAAAAAGUAAAAAAACAAUAGUGAGUGAUGAUGAGGAUGAACCAGCAGUAUCAAAACAGGAUGAAACAGAUGAAUUUCUAAUAGGUUUGUUUUAUGCAAAAAAGAAACAGCUGAAAGAGUUGUCUGGAAAACCUGAAUAUGAAAAUGAGACACUAACAAAGUUGCGCGACACCUUAAUGGAGGAGUUCACGAAGACUGAUGAACCAAGAGGAAUUAUUUUCACAAAGACCCGGCAAAGUGCUUUUGCUCUGUUCCAGUGGAUUAAAGAUAACAAAAAAUUUGAAGAAGUGGGAAUUAAGGCCCAUUAUCUUAUUGGUGCUGGAAACAACAGUGAAACUAAAGCUAUGACUCAGAAUGAGCAGAGGGAAGUCAUUGGUAAAUUCCGAGAUGGAAGUGUAAACUUACUCAUUGCUACUACUGUAGCUGAGGAAGGCUUGGACAUCAAGGAGUGUAACAUUGUUAUUCGCUAUGGCCUUGUCACCAAUGAAAUUGCUAUGUUGCAGGCCCGUGGUCGAGCUCGAGCUGAUGAGAGCACCUAUGCACUUGUGGCUUCAAGCAACUCAGGAGCAGUUGAACGUGAGGAUGUUAAUAGCUUCCGUGAGAAAAUGAUGUAUAAGGCGAUUCAGCGUGUCCAGAAGAUGCCACGGAAAGAGUACUUAAACAAGAUUCAGACCUUCCAGUUGCAAAGUAUAAUGGAAAAAAAAAUGAAGACAAGGAGAGAUCAAUGUAAGACAUACACGAAAAGACCUUCACUAAUAAAAUUCUUAUGCAAAAAUUGCUGCAAGUUGGUAUGUUCAGGAGAAGAUAUACAAGUUAUUGAAAACAUGCAUCAUGUCAGUGUGAAAAAAGAUUUCCAUGCAACAGCAACCAAAGCUGAACACCAGUUACCCGGUGCAAAGAGAUCCAUUUACAUAAACCUAAGCCUUUACCAUAUCAGAGAAAAUAAGACAUUGCAAGAUAAAUAUGCUGAUGACCAGACAAAUAGAGAAAUUACAUGUAAAGACUGUGGACAAGCUUGGGGAAAUAUGAUGGUUCACCGAGGUCUUGACCUGCCUUGUCUAAAGAUUAAAAAUUUUGUGGUUGUAUUUGAAGACAAGAAAACAACAAAGCAAAUUUUUAAGAAAUGGGGAGAACUGCUAGUCAGGUUCCCUGGUUUUGAUUAUGCAGGGCAUUGUCCUUCAAGUGAUGAAGAUUAAGGACUCUGAAAAAGGGCUUUUGCUUUCCUUCUGUUUUUCUGACUGCUGAUUAGAAGCUCCUGUCCCAUAUAGUGAGGACUGCACAUUAAAAACUGAAAGUCUGAGCUUGAGGAGGAGGGGAAAAAAGACCUAAGGGAGGAGAAAAACUAAGGCAAGUGGACACUGUCUGCACUCAUUUGCAGUGAUGCUCCAAGACAAAGAAUAAGACCACGUAGACUGCAAUGGUGUGUAUCCAUGGAACAAACUCCCCUCUCUACUCAAUAGAGCACUGAAUGGAGUGACAAUACUGGCAGAAAUAUAUUAGGCGAACAGUGACUCAGCACAGAAUGUAAGAGACAUCUUUGGACUUGUUCAUGGUGGUGAUUUUCCAUUUUUCUGCUGCAACCUCUUUGAAGAUCAGUUGUCUUAAAAGAGGAGCUGAGUAAAGAGAAUAGAUCAGCUGAGCGUUAUUUGUGAAUCACUGUUGAUUUGUUUCUGAAUCAUUGUUGACUAUUUCCAUGGCUGAUUUCUCUCCCAUCUUAUCUUUAGCUGUUAGCUAAAGAUUAGCUGUUUUUACAGAUCAAAAUGAAGUUUUCAUUAAAAGAUGUUUCAAAAAUCACUCCUUUAAGUCAACUUGAAAUUGAUUGUUUUAAUAUCUAAGAAGCACAAUGCCAUGUUUAACUUAUGUAUGUUAGUUUCAUAGGACUGUUAAACAAUGGAUAUACAUGUAUUUCUCCAAUAAAUGGCUAUAAUGAAUAACCUUUGCCAACUA
Messenger RNA from Rhea pennata, 3950 nucleotides. It is a transcript of the gene IFIH1, whose product is annotated as interferon induced with helicase C domain 1. The coding region runs from base 122 to 3199 and encodes 1025 amino acids. The record is from RefSeq and is a predicted model, not a curated record. The transcript is spliced from 17 exons. NCBI's taxonomy places the organism in Eukaryota, Metazoa, Chordata, Aves, Rheiformes, Rheidae. Gene Ontology annotation, cellular component: cytoplasm. Gene Ontology annotation, molecular function: double-stranded RNA binding; DNA binding; ATP binding. Gene Ontology annotation, biological process: antiviral innate immune response; MDA-5 signaling pathway.